AUGGCUCCAGCAGGGAAGCGAAAGAGGAAUGAUAGAAAUUCCGUAGACCAGGGUGAGCCUCGACCUUCACCUCAUCGACCGGGAAAUACUUCCUUAGGUCAGCAUGAAAGAGAAUUUGGUAUGCGCGAGGGCGGCAACAGAAGAAGCAGCAGAGGAGGUCAAGGUAAUCAAGGCGGAGGUAGAGGGCGUAGAAAUGAUGGUCGGAGUUCGAAUAAUUCGAAUAAUUCAAAUACUUCAAGCAAUUCGAGCAAUCCUAGUAACCUCUCGAUAGCUACCAGAGCCACCCCAACACCAGGACCAAUGUCUCCACCUCCCAGACCUUCGAGCGCUUCUCACACGACUCCAGCGCAAACUCCAACCCCAGUGAACACGAACGAUAUGAUCAGUCCCAGUUGGAACCCAGACCCUGCUCCUUUCGAUUACGUUUUCCUUACCGACGAUCAAAUGUCUUCAUGGACAUCAAAUGGCCGACAAGAAGUGGUGGAAAAGGGAAUCCAAGCUCGUCAGGAUGAAGAUACAAUGGAUUUGGCAACUGUGUUUCAAGAAUUCAUUCGCGCUACUCUCGAUGGUCGCAUUGAUGGCGCUGAUGCGGGCAAUUGCAUCAAAGAAAUAUUGGGACCAGACACAUCACCGGUAGACAGCGUCCCAGGCACCCUGGAACCGCAAGCUUUGUUCCUUGACUCUCUGUCUAUGAUGUUUGAAUUAGAAGAUCUCAAAACACCCAAUACUGCACUUCGCAGCUUCGUUUUCUCCACAGGCAUAUCAGCCAUGGCAAUGCGACAGAAAUUGGAUGCCACUCUUUUAUUGAACCUUGGACUCACGAGAGACACCUUUACACGCAUGGGAAUUCGACAAGCUACUCAUCUUCUCUACCGACAGGCAAACUACAAUCUUUUGAGGGAGGAGACGGAAGGAUAUUCGAAAUUGGUGACAGAGCUUUUCACAACUAGUGGGAGUGAACCUCCUUCUAGUGAGGUUGUUGAAGAUGCCUUCGAGAAAGUGAAAGGCCUGAUAGGAACUUUUGAUCUCGAUGUGGGAAGAGUGCUCGAUAUCACGUUGGACGUGUUUGCGGCUGUUCUAAUCAAACAAUUUCGUUUCUUCAUAAAGUUUCUCCGUGUUAGCUCUUGGUGGCCGAGAAGCGGCGAAUUCGAUAAGAUACCUCGAUGUGGUGGUCUUCCACCGUGGGCCUUACCCAGCGCUCCUGGUUGGACAUCAACCGACGAAGAGGAAGAACUUGCCACGAAUCAAAGGUUGGAACGCGACAAGUUAUUCUGGGAUCGGGCUCGUGAUGUUGGUAUUGAAGCGUUUUUCGAGCUCGGAGGUCGCCAACCUGUAGAUGCGGAGACGAAACAACGACUCCUCGAAGAGGAUGAUACAAAACUCGACGAAGAUUAUCAAUGGAUUAAAGCAACUGGAACUUAUCCACCUUCUGGAAACCGAACAGCAGCUCAGUUGCUUGGAUUUAAACUACGUUUCUACGCCUCAGCGGCCCGAGAUAAUGAAGACGUGUUGCCUGCGAAUUUGAUUUAUCUUACAGCUUUGCUGAUCAAGAUUGGGUUCAUCUCCCUCAAGGACCUCUACCCUCACUUGUGGCCUCUAGACGAGGACAUGGAAGCCGUUCGUGAUGCUAAGAUGAAAGAAAUCGAGGAGAGAGAGAAGGCUAGUCGUGGAGGCACAAUGAAUGCAUUGAUGAUGGCUGGAGCUUUGGUAGAUGAUACUUUGCCGAACGGGGGACGAACUCGUGAUACCCCAGCUACCAAAUCCGAUGCAUCUGGCAAGCCGAUAACUGAGGUUGAUGACAAAGACAAGCUGAAUGAACCUUCGGACCAAAAGGUGCAGCUUCUCACCUGUCUUCUGACGAUUGGAGCAAUUCCCGAAUCUCUGUUCAUUCUUGGUCGAUUCCCUUGGCUGCCAGAAGCGUACCCGGAACUUCUCGACUUAAUACAUCGUAUCUUGAAUCAUUCUAUUCAGCAUGUUUUUGAUUUAAGUCGACCAUCCACUUCAGCGGUACCGGACUGCCCAAGUAAGAAGGUUCUAGAUCCCGACCAAACUGGUAUGCCCAAGGGCUCAAUUCGUUUACUCGCACUGCCUCCUCGGAAACAAUUACGAUGGCCUUUCCCAGAUAAAUUCGACACAAAUGACAACAAUGCAUAUAGAUUCUACUGGGAUGAGUGGGCAGAUAACGUUCCUGUCUGCCAGACCGUAGAUGAUAUAUUCACUCUUUGCGGAUCUUUACUUAACUAUUCUGGUGUUAACAUUGGCAAAGACGCUAGCUUAUUGUCAAAGUUAGCCAGGAUUGGUACACAAAGUCUUGCAGAAGAUCGUUCAACACAAAAUUUUGACCGAUGGCAAGAUCUGCUCAAGCGUCUCCUUGUUCCAGCACUGAGCUUAACUAAAGCGAAUACAAGUAUUGUCAAUGAAGUGUAUGGUAUGCUCCGCUUUUAUCCUCUAUCUAUCAGAUAUUCCAUCUACGCAGAGUGGUUUGAGGGCCAGAUCUCUCGAUUACCACCGAUGAGAGCUGCAUUCGCCAAAACCAAAUCUGAGACAAUUAGUACUAUGAAAAGAAUUAGUAUGACUAAUCUUACUAUGAUGGCACGAGCUCUGGCCAAGAUUGCCUAUGCAUCGCCAGGCAUAGUAUUUAGUGUGGCUUUGGGCCAGAUAGAAGCAUACACCAAUCUUACGGAAGUUGUUGUGGAGUGCGGUAAAUACUUUACUGACUUAGGAUACGACGUUCUCGUUUGGUCGCUAUUGAGUUCACUAGGAGGAAAGGACAGGAAUCGGAACGACGCUGAAUUCGCACUCCUCCCAAGUAGAUGGCUUCUAGCACUGUCAAGAUUCUCUGGCAAAGUCUUCAAGCGAUAUUCUAUAAUGAACUUGAUUCCCCUCAUCCAGUACGUUAAUGAUCAACUUCACCUGGGAAACUCAACCGACUUGGUCAUUCUUAAGGAGCUCAUUUCACAAAUGUCUGGAAUUGUGCCCGACACCGAUUUUAACGAUUCUCAACUCGCUGCCAUGACUGGAGACGAGCUUCUAAGGCGCCAGACGUUGAUCAAACUCCAAGAUAAACGUUACGAAUCUCUGAAGACAGCAAAGCGACUUAUGAGAGGUCUGACUGACACCAAGUUGGGUGGUCAACUUCUGCUGUCCAUUGCACAGCACAGACAAUCGGCGAUCUAUAAUGUCUCGGAUGAUGAGGCUCCUAUCAAACUACUAGCUACGAUGAUUGAUGAUACUCAAAUGAUCCUCUUCCAAUAUCUUGAUCUUCUUCGCAGCAACCUUUCAAUUGAGGAGUUCGAUGAUCUCGUCCCAGGCAUUUCCGAACUCAUGAAAGAUUUUGGCUUAGACCCAACACUUGCCUUCAUGAUCGGUCGUCUAAGUAUCUCACAUCGCGUCAGCAAGUUACUAUCCUCAAAUAUCAAUGCAAAUUCGAAGUCUUCACCGUCAUCAGUGGAGGCUGUAGCCACAGAGGUAGAUGCAGAAGGUGAUGUGGGUAUGAACGGCGAUGAUCCAAACCCUGCGGCCAAAGAAUCUAUAGCAGUUAAUGGAGAAUCUACCCUGCAGGACGAUGUACAGAUGUCAGAUGUAAAGGGAGGAGAUUCUCCAUCGGAAACAGCAGCAACAGAAACGGAUUCGCUUCAUGAUCUACUGCAGCCAUAUAUCACUACUGUCGAGGAGGUCCUGCCUGAAGGCUCUUGGGCAUUUCUCACUUCUGAAUUCUACGUUGUAUUCUGGAGCUCUACAUUAAGCGACCUGGCUAUUCCUAGUCAUAGCUACGAAGCAGAAAUCUCCCGUCUGCUGAAAGAACAAGGUGAUGUAAUGAAGGACCGUUCAGACAUGAGUAGAGCUGGCAUGGCAAGAAAAGAAGAAACUAGAAAGGCUCUGGCCACAACCAGGGAAAAUUUGCUGGCAGAGUUUGGCAAACAAGUCGGGGCUUUCUCGGGGAAGAAGAAUCGUCUGCUAAAACGCAAAAACUUAUGGUUUAGCAACGUGAAGGGCGAUCUAGUUAGCGACUCCUUCCUUGAAAGAUGCUUGUUUCCACGAUUAUUACUCUCUCCAAGCGAUGCAGACUUCUCUUUCCGGAUGAUCAAGUUCUUGCACGAGAAUGGUACACCCAACUUCCGCACCCUUUCGCUAUAUUCCAGGCUUUUUAGAUCAAAUCGUUUGAGGUCAAUGAUUUUUACAUCUACGGUUCGUGAGGCGGAGAACCUGGGUCGUUUUCUGAGACUGGUCUUGACGGAUCUGGCCCGCUGGCAUGGUGAUCAGGGAGUAUACGAAAAAGAAGCGUGGGGAGCAAAUAAGAAUCUUCCAGGAUUUGCUAAGGCUAUUGAUGCAGAUGGGACUGUAAAGGGCCUCCUUGAGCAUGACGGUGAUCGUGGUUUCAAAAAUAUCCUGUACUCGUGGCACCAAAAGCUGAAUGUGGCACUGCGCGAAUGUUUCGAUGGAACGGAAUGGAUGCAUGUUCGAAACGCUAUGACAAUUCUUAAAUCUGUUGUCGACGUUUUCCCAGCGGUUAACUUCAUGGGCAACAGUUUUGUGAAACAGCUCGAGACAAUUGUCACCCGAGAGAAGGGUGCACGGGAAGAUCUUUCUCUUGCUGGUAAUGCCAUCCUGGUGCAGCUAAAGAAGAAGUCCAAGUCAUGGGUGAUGGUACAAGCCUUUGGUUACAGCCUGGAGGCCCCUGUGCAAGCGAAUAACAGCCCCUCAUUAGAUGCCUCUAAGCAAGGACCUGCGGCUAAAACAACUUUGAAGCCCACAGCUCCUGAGUUCAAACCCCUAUCUCGAGCUAACUCCACGGGAGCCUCUACCCCCAAAAACUUCACCACUGAGGUCGAAGACGGUGAAGUUGAUGAUGCAAAACUGGCUUCCGCAGCUGAUAAUGGCAACGCGUUGAAAGAGCCAUCUGAUAAUUCUAGUGUCAACGAUAAAGCAUCGUCGGUACCCGGUGAAGGGAGGAAGUCCGAAAUAUUACUAAGACGCGAGAGAAUCUUGCGUGAAAAUGCAGCUAGAGCUUCGGCCCCAAAUUCAGCACCUGCUAACAUACCUGCAAGACCUGAAUUAGGGAGAAACAUGCCGGCAAAUCAUAACCUACCCAAUAGGCCUGAUGCCCCCAUCCCUGGCCGCCAAAUGAUGGAUCGUCGGAAUGACGAUAGACGAGACAUGAGAGAUCCCAGAGUUACAGAGCUGGUCCGAGAUAGAACCAGGGAUCGCGGUCGUGACUUCCCCCCAGGCGACAGGAGGGGUAUGGAUACCCCACCAAGAGAUUUCAGAAACAACGAUCGUGCAUCAAACAACGAACGUGAACGUCCCCGAGGAGAUUCGAAUCCGAGAUGGAAUAAUGAACCAGGAAGAGAUAAUACGGAUCGGGCUUCAUCUAAUGGGUACCGUACUCCAGAUAAUGGCGGUCGUUUGUCCCGUGAAGCAGCAAUUUCCCCACCAAAAGCAUCGUCUACAUCAGAUCGUGGCCCAGCAAUCAAUCCCGAUAGAUUAGCGCUAGUGAACCCAGAUAGGCAAGAAUUAAUCAAUCCUGAACGGGCCGCUCUAAUAUCCGGUGGUAAUGAGCCAUCUCGCGCUGAUUCUCCUCGUCGACCCAGAGAUGAUACAAGAGAGCGUCCUUCGAGGCAAAAUUCCCCACCUCCAAGACGACAUGAUUCCGAAAAGGAUCAUCAACAUCCACGGCGUGAUGACAGAUCGAAUCGAAAUACACCCAUGGAUCCACAAAAUAUUCCCAGAGGUCGUGCUGACGAAAUUGCACCACCACCAGCUGGUCCAAGAGGAGAGAGGCCAGCUGAUCGAGCGAGCGACCGAGUCCCUCCUCAAGAUAGAUCAAGGGACAAUCCGUCCUUUCAACAAUCUCAACCUCCUCCCCGUCCUGCGGACCCCGAUCAUGGCAGACUAAAUAGAUCACAAGUAGAUCCGAACUUCGGUCGCUUGAAUCAGCAACCAGACAUACCGUCUGGGCCUCGUGAUAGAAAUCGUGGCAAUAAUAGGAUGGCGAGUGCACCACAAGGGCGACGUGAUGGAAGAUUGGCCAAUGCUCCUGCACUUGACAUUCCUCGGCCACCAAGUCCAGAUAAACAACCUCCCACAGGCCCUUCUGGUGGACGCCAUCCGCGACGCUUAGGCCCAGGUCAAAUUGAACCAACGGCGUCUGUACACACUACAGCACCUACAACGUCCGCUGCAUCGACUCCAACAUCAGGAGUCCAUCCAGAUCGAUUGAAACACUUGGGUCCACAAGCCACUCAGCCACCUAUGCAAGCACCACCGGCUGCUACAGCUGCUCCUAGCGGUAUGCAUCCCGAUAGAGUAAGGAGCUUUGGCGGUCAAGCAGCCGCGGCAAACAUCCCACCCUCCCAUCAAGAUAGCGCGCGUGCAAGACCAACUGCACCACCUCUUCAAACACAAGUUGCCCCCCUCGGCCCCAAAUCCCAAGCUCAGAACAGUCCUGUUUCUCGAAUGAAUGGUGCGCCAACCGGACCUGCAUCAUCAAAUGAGCGUCCACCACGUGGCGCACGACAGCCAAAUUUAAUCAACAAUAUCAACCGUAUGCUUGAAGAAACCAAACAUCCGCAAGGUCAAGAACGUCGUGGAAGACGGCAAGGAGGUCAACCUCAAACACCAGUUUCUGGUCCCCCUACACCGAUUCUCCCGCCUCCACCACCUCCCCCACCAGGUCCACCCCCCGCACAAGCUAGGGAUUCUGGAAGAGACUUGAUAAAUCCUGCUCGUGCUGAUUUAAUUGGAAAUCCCGCAUCGAGCAACGACGAUCGCGAUCGUGGUGAUCGAGGAGGACGUGGUUCGAGGAAUGAUCGAUCUACGCGCAGUCGUCGGACUUCACCUAGCGAUCGAAAUAGGGAACAGAAGCGUGGUGGCCCUCCGGAAGAUGAACGCUCAUCCAGGAGUGAACACAGGAUUCGCGGAGGCGAUAGAGAGUCCAGGGAUUCAGACAGGCACUCUAGAGGGGAUCCUUCUGCUACUAGGGACUUGUUAGCUGGUGGUGGAAGAGGAGAAAGGGAGCAUCGCGAUAGAGAUAGUAGUCGUCGAGAUGCGCAUGGCGGAGAUCGUGAUUCUCAACGUGAUCAGCAUGAGGGCAAUAUCGGUGGUAACUGGCCAAACCACCCUGAUAACAGAGGAGUGGAGAGGGGAGGAGACCGAAGAAACCAACGAUCGGACAGAUCUGAUAGAAGUGAACGUGAUGGACGAGGUAUGCGGGAAGAUGGAGGUAGUGGCAGGAAGAGAAGAAGUGAUCAAGAUAGCAUGAGGGAAGGUGGUCAUGACAAAAGACCGAGGAGAUAG
Molecule: messenger RNA, 7296 nt
Organism: Botrytis byssoidea
Lineage: Eukaryota; Fungi; Ascomycota; Leotiomycetes; Helotiales; Sclerotiniaceae
Exons: 3
Coding region: 1-7296 (2431 amino acids)
Biological process (GO): mRNA processing; mRNA export from nucleus
Cellular component (GO): THO complex part of transcription export complex
Molecular function (GO): mRNA binding
Source: RefSeq, a predicted model, not a curated record